AUGUUCUAUCUUUGUAUUCUACUUUUGGCUCUUUGCAACAGUUCAAGUGCUGCUCCGUAUCCAGGAUGUCCACCAGACGGACCACUUCUGCCUCGCCCGACCAACAUAGCCAAUUCUGAAAUAGUCAAAGCAGCUACUGGCACAUUGCAAGACUCCCUUGACCGAGCCAUCGAAGGGCAAAUUCGCAGCGGGUUCAUUGUGGAGAACACAUCAUUCUCGAUUGGCCUCAUUUCCCAUGACGACCCUUCAAAUGUGCCAAUAUGGGAGUACCAUCAUCGAGGCUCUGCCAACACAAACGGUACUAGUCACAUAGAUGGCGAUACUCAAUAUCUUGUGGGAUCAAUCUCGAAACUCAUCUCUGAUCUCGCUUUCCUCCGAACGGAAAUCGACCUCCAAGCACCAGUCACUGAGUAUCUCCCACAACUCGCCAGUAACUCAUCAGUCAUAUCUUGGGAGAACAUCACCCUGGCCUCGCUCACAGACCAUCUGUCAGGCAUUCCACCCAAUGGUGGAUUUUCAGAAUGGUACUUUCUUCAACCUUUGCUGGAACAGCUUGGGUUUCCAUCACUGCCCAUCGAUGCUUAUCCAUCCUGUGGUGUUGAUGGUUUGAACAAGCCGUGCUCUAAAGAGCAGUUAUUCGAGCAGCUCCUUACAGCUCGUCCUGUGACCAUGCCAUAUCAGCGUCCUGUGUAUUCGCAACUUUCCUUCACACUGCUGAGCUACGCCCUCGGUGCCCACUUGAACAAAUCGUACGAACAGCUCCUCGACGACUACGUUAUCCAACCAUUCAAUCUCAACAACACAGGCGUCUCACCAGGCAUCACCUCCCUCGCUGCCAUUCCCCCUGGGCCCAACAACUGGGGCGCACAUUACGGCGAUGGCACCCCCGGCGGCGGCCUCUACUCCAGCCUCCACGACCUCACUCGCAUCAUCCAAUCCAUCCUCGACAAGACCGCUCUCCGCACCGCAACUCAUGACCGCCAAUGGCUCCAACCCCACUCACACACCUCCUCCCCCUCCACCUCCGUCGGCCAACCCUGGGAAAUCUUCAGAUCCACAAACCUCACGCCCUCGCACCACCACACCAUCGACAUCUACUCCAAAAACGGCGGCGCAUACGGCUACACCGCACAGCUAGCCGUAAUCGACCACUACGGCAUCGGCCUCGCCAUCCUGACCGCCGGUCCCGCAGACGCCUACCGCAUCCUCUACGACGCCAUGCUCUCCGUCAUCCUCCCCGCCGUCGAACAAGAAACGCGACUCCAAGCCCAGGGGCACGCAGGAAACUUCACCAGCCGCGACGGCCUCGUAACGCUGAACACCAGCAUGGACGAUGGCCCGGGCAUCAAACUCGACGCGCUCACGCGCAACGGGUCGGAUAUCCUCGCUGCGAUGUCGAGUUUCUACUCCCAAGCUCUACCACAGUUCGGCGCGCUGUCUACCGAUUUCCGCAUCUUCCCCUCCGAUCCUACCCAGGAAGGCAUCAGUAACGCAACUGGCACCAACGUCAGCGUGAUAAGAGAAGACUGGCGCAUCAACCUCGACUUCCUGCCCAACUCUGCCGAGACGAGCGGAAGCGAUCUCCCCGGGCAAGGCGCGUGGCAGGGUUUUUGCACCGCGUGGCAGACGGCGGAUUGGUUCCACUACGGCGGCGAGGCGGUGGAUAGGAUUGUAUUCUUGAGGGAUCGGGGGAGUGGGGAGGUUGUCGGGGUUGAGGUGCCGUUUUUGAGGGCGGCGUUGGGGCGCGAUGGUGUGUAG
This is a messenger RNA of Aaosphaeria arxii CBS 175.79, 1758 nucleotides long. RefSeq names its product beta-lactamase. Lineage: Eukaryota; Fungi; Ascomycota; Dothideomycetes; Pleosporales. Bases 1 to 1758 code for a protein of 585 amino acids. The transcript has 2 exons. The record is from RefSeq and is a predicted model, not a curated record.